This is a messenger RNA of Ceutorhynchus assimilis (cabbage seed weevil), 834 nucleotides long. Lineage: Eukaryota; Metazoa; Arthropoda; Insecta; Coleoptera; Curculionidae. The record is from the annotation of a GenBank genome assembly.
AUGGCCAUGGACAUAUCUGAACAAACCUAUGUGGUUGUAGUUGACGAAGAAGGAAGACCAAUAAUUACAGCAGAAAACAAUAUUUUACUCUGUGAUAAGGCUACCCAGGGACUUUCAUCAAUACCAUUUACCGUAAACAUAGCAAAUGAAUUUGGAAUUGCCUAUCCACUGCAAAAGCCAUGUGAACAGCAAGAAAACGAACCUUCAACUUCAAGUGCUGCUGAAACCCCAAUCACUGAAACCAAUGAAGAAAAUUCCAAGAUUUGGAACACAGAAAAUACAUUAUAUCUGAUCGACACGGUUCAAAAAUUUGACAAGCAAUUUUCAUCUGGAGUCAAAAAAAAUGUUUGGCUCAAAGUAGCAGAAUGCUGUAAGCAUCUGCACAAAACUUUAAAUGCAAAACAUUGUGAGACAAAGUGGAAAUCCCUAAUCCGCACUUAUAAAAAUAUUUUAUUGAGCAAUAAUACCUCUGGACAAAAAAAGAGGUAUUGGGAGUUCUUUGAUGUAAUGCAUGCUAUAAUGUUCAAGAAACCUGAAAUUACACCUGUUGCUACCUGUAGUAGCUUACGUGGACUACGUGUUCCCGAUCCUGAAGAGAAAAGCAAACAAAAUGAAAGUAAAAACCAAAUUAAUGUAGAGGAAAACAACGAAAUUGACAACAGCAAAAGUGAAAUUGAUGAGGAAAGUGGAAAAGAGAAUUUUGAAAGCGAAUUUUCAAAGAAACGAAAGCGAAAAAAUUCAGAAGUUGAAAAAAGACACAGAGACAAGAUGCAGAGAUUGGAUAGAUUUAAUGAAUUAUUUGAAAAAAUGAUCGAUAAGCUCCCUGAAAAAUAA